CAAUCAAAGAGAAGUACACAGACUGGACAGAAUUCCUCAUUCGUGAUUUGACUGGUUCCCGGACGGCACCUGCCAACCUCCUGGAAGGUCCUCUGCGAGGGAAAGGCCCUAUAGACCUCAUUACAGUUGAUUCCUUAAUAGAACUUCAGGAUUCUCAGAGCCCUUUUCAGUACUGGAUAGUUAGUGUGAUUGAAAAUGUUGGAGGAAGAUUACGCCUUCGCUAUGUGGGAUUGGAGGACACUGAAUCCUAUGACCAGUGGUUGUUUUACUUGGAUUACAGACUUCGACCAGUUGGUUGGUGUCAAGAGAAUAAAUACAGAAUGGACCCACCUUCAGAAAUCUAUCCUUUGAAGAUGGCGUCUGAGUGGAAAUGUGCUCUGGAAAAAUCCCUUACUGAUGCCGCACACUUUCCUCUUCCAAUGGAAGUAUUUAAGUUCUCAUGAGCUGCAAUCUACAUUUCUGACUCCACUCAUCUGCCAGUGUUAAGUUGUGGACAUUUCAGUGAUGACUCCUACAUACAUCAAAGAGAUCUACAAGUAAGAAGCUGGAGUCCCCAGUUUGCCAGUUAAUUGAAACCAAGCAUUUUUCCCUGAGGGGAAUACCGAUGUGUAGCCCGGGGAAAGCGCACACUCCAUCUCACUUCACUCGCGACCACACCUUG
Leptonychotes weddellii (Weddell seal) is the source of this 661-nucleotide messenger RNA. The record is from RefSeq and is a predicted model, not a curated record. NCBI's taxonomy places the organism in Eukaryota, Metazoa, Chordata, Mammalia, Carnivora, Phocidae.